AGACGUCAUCGCACUGCGCCGUCACGCGUUGCAAAGUGCGCAGCUACUUAGCUCGUGCUAGUUGCUACUGAUUCUUACUGGUUAGGGCUUUUUUUGGAUAAAGUUUGAGUUUGUUUUUUUUUUAAAAAAAGAUCCAGCCAUGGCGAUGCAAGCAGCUAAACGAGCGAAUAUUCGUUUACCUCCAGAGGUGAACAGAAUAUUGUAUAUUCGUAACCUUCCAUACAAGAUCACCGCAGAGGAGAUGUAUGACAUCUUUGGAAAGUAUGGGCCAAUUCGUCAAAUCAGAGUUGGGAACACACCAGAGACGAGAGGGACAGCCUAUGUCGUAUAUGAAGACAUCUUUGAUGCCAAAAAUGCUUGUGAUCACCUUUCUGGAUUCAACGUCUGCAACAGAUACUUAGUUGUAUUGUAUUAUAAUGCAAACAGGGCUUUCCAAAAAAUGGACACAAAGAAAAAGGAGGAGCAGCUGAAACUUCUCAAAGAGAAGUACGGGAUAAACACAGACCCACCGAAAUAGUCAACAUUUUAUUAUUUCUGUUGUUCUUUUAUUCUUUAUUGCACCCGUACCCUUCUCACUUCAACCCUUUAAGUGAUUUUUACUAUUACAAAAAGAACAGUGUACAUUACUUGGCCUGAAGUCUUGUUAUAUAUUGAUCUAAUGUCUUUUUCAAUUAGUUUUCUGUUAAUAUUGAAUAAAGUGUCGUUUGUUCAUCAGCAUUUGUUUUAUUAAAUCAGUGUUUUUCUUUUUUAAUA
Molecule: messenger RNA, 753 nt
Organism: Cyprinus carpio (common carp)
Lineage: Eukaryota; Metazoa; Chordata; Actinopteri; Cypriniformes; Cyprinidae
Gene: sf3b6
Product: splicing factor 3b, subunit 6
Cellular component (GO): nucleus; ribonucleoprotein complex; cytoplasm
Molecular function (GO): mRNA binding
Source: RefSeq, a predicted model, not a curated record